AUGGAACAAGGACUCUGUAGCACACACAAAACCUUUACAAAAAAACACCACAUCCUGUUAGAAGACCCAGUAAGUGACCUUAGUAAUUGUAUUCACAAAUGGGCGUCAAUCGGUGAAAAGUUAGAUAAAGUAGAUAAGAACGAAGUUGAUGAAGAUGAGUGUGUCCAAUGUGAAAAAGGUGUCUCUGCUGUGAAAAGUGAAAGGAAGAGGGUGAAAUUUCAAACACAAGUUUCACUGAAUUUUAACACUCCCAGACCGGAAGAGAUGCAAGCAAGGCUGCAGAAGUGGUUGCAAAAACGUGGAAAGUCCUUAGAUUCCUACCACCACUUGCAGUGGUUUGGUAUUUUUCGUCUAUCCAAAGAUAUCAAGUCAUUGGAGGCGCGUAAAUUUGAGUCAUAUGAUGAGAAAAAUAAAGAGAAUGUAGCAGUGGAGUCUGAUAGCAAUAAUCAAUCAUACACAGAUAAUUUGAUACACAGAUAA
Parnassius apollo (apollo) is the source of this 480-nucleotide messenger RNA. Lineage: Eukaryota; Metazoa; Arthropoda; Insecta; Lepidoptera; Papilionidae. The record is from the annotation of a GenBank genome assembly.